CCUAUAAAUAGCAGAAAUCCUCUUUCUACUUUCAUUUUAUUUUUCGUGUUUUGAGGUUUUAAAAUGCCAGAGUCAGCCAAGUCCGUUCCUGCCCCGAAGAAGGGCUCUAAGAAGGCAGUGACCAAGGCGCAGAAGAAGGAUGGCAAGAAGCGCAAGCGCAGCCGCAAGGAGAGUUAUUCUGUGUAUGUGUACAAGGUGCUGAAGCAGGUCCACCCGGACACCGGCAUCUCGUCCAAGGCCAUGGGCAUCAUGAACUCGUUCGUCAACGACAUCUUCGAGCGCAUUGCGGGCGAGGCGUCGCGCCUGGCGCAUUAUAACAAGCGCUCGACCAUCACGUCCAGGGAGAUCCAAACGGCCGUGCGCCUGCUGCUGCCCGGGGAGCUGGCCAAGCACGCUGUGUCUGAGGGCACCAAGGCUGUCACCAAGUACACUAGCUCCAAGUAAACUUGCCAAGAGGAGCAAAUGGGCUUUAGAAAUGUAUUUUCUCACCACUGGUCACUGCUGGACACUGUUGCAUCUCACAAAUAAGUCAAUGAAAAUGAUACUAGAAGAAGAUAAAAGGAGGUAUUUUUAACAAUCAUGGAAGGAUCAAUAAGAACUUGGCUAAAACAUUUAUUUUGAGUAUAAAAAUAUUAAAUGAUAAUUGCAGAAAUUUGUAAGAAAAGAAAUAUAUAACAAAGAAAAUUAAAAUAAA
This is a messenger RNA of Orcinus orca (killer whale), 694 nucleotides long. Its product is annotated as histone H2B type 1-C/E/F/G/I-like. Lineage: Eukaryota; Metazoa; Chordata; Mammalia; Artiodactyla; Delphinidae. Gene Ontology annotation, cellular component: nucleosome. The record is from RefSeq and is a predicted model, not a curated record. The transcript is spliced from 2 exons. Gene Ontology annotation, molecular function: protein heterodimerization activity; DNA binding; structural constituent of chromatin. The coding region runs from base 64 to 444 and encodes 126 amino acids.